AAAAUUUUCUUCAAAAUGGCUAGUAACAAGCAGCUGGAAGACAAGCGUGCAGGUGCAGAGAUUGUUUACGGCCCCGAAGAUUGCUACCGCCACUCCAUAGACCUCCUGGAAGAGCUAGGGUUUCCCAAAGGUGUCCUGCCCCUGCAGGACCUUGUGGAGUGUGGGAGGGUGAGAGAAACUGGGUUUGUGUGGAUGAAGCAAAAGCAGCCAUAUGAGCACUUCUUUGUUGGGUCCAAUACACGUGUCAGCUAUGCCACUGAGGUGACUGGUUAUGUGGAGAAGUUGAAGAUGAAGAAGAUGACUGGGAUUAAGAGCAAGCAGGUUUUUCUUUGGGUCCCAAUU
Messenger RNA from Prunus mume (Japanese apricot), 342 nucleotides. Lineage: Eukaryota; Viridiplantae; Streptophyta; Magnoliopsida; Rosales; Rosaceae. The record is from RefSeq and is a predicted model, not a curated record.